Molecule: messenger RNA, 339 nt
Organism: Rotaria sordida
Lineage: Eukaryota; Metazoa; Rotifera; Eurotatoria; Philodinida; Philodinidae
Source: the annotation of a GenBank genome assembly
AUGUGUAAUCGAUUGUCUAACCAUUCAUUAAUACCUGAACGUCAAUUAGGUAAAAAUGGACCAAAAGUACCAGCUAUUAGUUAUGGAGCAAUGGGUUUAUCAAUAUCAUAUGGAACUAUCGGAUCCGAUGAAGAACGAUUCAAAGUCUUGGAUCGUGCUAUUGAACUUGGUAGUACUUAUUUUGAUAGUGCCGAUGUAUAUGGUGAUAAUGAAGAUUUAUUAGGAAAAUAUUUCAAGAAAUAUCCAGAACAACUUAAAAAGGUGUUUCUUGCAACAAAAUUUGGUGGAGUAUUCUCUCCUGACACGAAAUCUUACUCAAUUCGUGGUGAUGCACAAUAU